This is a messenger RNA of Sporothrix brasiliensis 5110, 1110 nucleotides long. RefSeq lists its product as uncharacterized. Bases 1 to 1110 code for a protein of 369 amino acids. The record is from RefSeq and is a predicted model, not a curated record. The transcript has 4 exons. NCBI's taxonomy places the organism in Eukaryota, Fungi, Ascomycota, Sordariomycetes, Ophiostomatales, Ophiostomataceae.
AUGGCCACAUCACGAUUCACGAGUUUGCCAACGUUACGGCGACAGAACCUUUUUGCCGAGUUCUCCGGCCUCAAACAAGCAUGUCCAGAGGGUGUGUUCAUGACGCUGACGCCCGGCGACCCGUCUCUGUGGUCCGGCGUCAUCUUUGUCCGUGACGGCCCGUAUGCGCCCGCUGUUCUGCGUUUCCAGAUCUCCUUUCCCGACUCGUACCCGAGCCUCCCACCGCUCGUGACGUUCGCCACCGACAUCUUCCACCCGCUCAUCACCCCCCUCACAACAUACACCUACACAACCGACAUUCAAGACAACGGGACCGUCAGCGCCACGGACGAAGAGCGUCUGCCGCCGGGCGGUUUCAGUCUGCGUCAUGGGUUUCCUGCCUGGUUCGGCCGCGGCAACCGCAACAAGCGUCUCAGCGGCCAGCAACAACUUCCGUCCCAGGCGCAGUCCCAGAGUCAGAGUCAGGGGCAACCGAUAUCCUCACCCUCGUCGUCUCCGCUGCGACCACAGACGCCGCCGCGUUCUACGGCGCCCACGGGCAGUGCCCAGAACACACCCACACCGUCGUCGACCGUGUCAGGUGUCUCGCCCUCGGGCGGCACUCGGCGCGGCCAAAGCCAGCGGUCUUCAUUUACACCAACAAGCACGACCCCCUCGUACCUCCUGACGGAGCCGCCGGCCGGCCCCACCGUGUCCACCUACGACGUCCUGCAGUACAUCCGCAGCACCUUUGACGAUGCCGAUGUCCUCGAUGCCAUCCCGCUCGAGGCCGCCGGCAACCCAGGCGCCUGGAAUGCGUGGCGGACGCACCGGCACCAGACACAGAAGGAAACGGCCAACCGUGACGCAGCCGGCUCUCACGCGGCCGCUGCUCAAACACCACUGCCGCCGCCUCCACCUCCACCGCCCCAGAAACCUGGCGAGUGGAACUGGGAGCACGUCUGGGAAGAGCGAGUCAAGAAGGGCAUCAGUACGAGCCUCUCGGAGCCGGUUCUUUUUGGCAGUGCGGGUGCUGCCGAUGAUGUGAUCCGCUUCCUGUCCAUGGAUGACAGUGAAAUUGAGGCCGUCAAGGAUAACCUGAAACGGACGCUGGGCGCCGAGGUGUCAUGA